GGAGAGAUCCCCGGGGAUCGAGGCUGCCCUCUCUCCGGAGACGCUUGGGCACUUUAUCAGUUGGAGGCCCCUCGAUACCGCUGGGCUCAGAGAAAAGACGUCAGUCUUGGUGUCUUUUUUCCAUGGGGCAGAGGACGAAAAGUACUUUCCACAGAACCUCCUCCUCCCACUUGCUCCAGCAGCUCAUUCGCCGCUCUCAGGACGAGGAACAGGGAGAAGGGGAAUCCGAGGAGUCCUCAGAGUCCGACACGAUGAAUUUGGAGGAUGAAUUUGAUGGGGUCCUGACAGAAGAGACUGUGGCCAAGGCACUGCAUGAAUUGGGGCGCUCAGGCUCUGGGACUGAACAAGUCUAUCUCAACCUAACGUUAUCAGGCUGUGAUUUAACGAACAUUAGCAUUUUGUGUGGAUAUGUUCACCUGCAGAAGUUGGAUCUUUCAGUGAAUAAAAUCGAAGAUUUGUCUUGUGUGAGCUGCAUGCCUUAUCUUCUAGAACUUGAUGCUUCUCAAAAUAAACUGACUACAUUCUUCAAUUUCAAGCCACCCAAAAAUCUCAAGAAGGUGGAUUUUUCCUGUAACCAAAUUUCUGAAAUGCGUGAUUUGUCAGCAUACCAUGCUCUCACUAAAUUAAUUUUGGACAACAAUGAAAUAGAAGAAAUCAGUGGACUGGAGAUGUGCCACAGUCUAAUGCACCUUAGUUUGGCCAACAACAAGAUCACAACAAUUAAUGGCUUAAACACGUUACCAAUCAAAAUACUUUGUCUGAGCAAUAACCUGAUUGAGAAGGUCACAGGUUUGGAAGAUCUGAAAAUUCUGCAGAACUUGGAUCUAUCUCACAAUCAAAUAAAUAGCCUCCAAGGCUUAGAAGAUCAUAGCCUCCUGGAAGUUAUCAACCUAGAGGAUAAUAAGAUUGCUGAACUAGAUGAAAUAGAAUACAUUGAAAAUCUUCCUAUUCUUCGAAUUCUCAAUCUUCUGAGAAAUCCAGUUCAGGAGAAAUCUGAGUACUGGCUCUUUGUAAUAUUUAUGCUACUGCGAUUAACAGAAUUAGAUAAGAAGAAAAUUAAAGUGGAAGAAAAGGUGACAGCAGUGAAUAAAUACGACCCUCCGCCUGAAGUGGUCGCCGCCCAAGAUCACCUGACUCACGUCCUCAACAGCGUUAUGCAGCCACAGAGGAUCUUUGACAGCACCCUUCCCAGUUUGGACGCCCCCUACCCCAUGCUGAUCCUAGCUGGGCCUCAAGCUUGUGGGAAACGAGAACUGGCUCACCGCCUGUGCAGACAGUUUAAUACUUACUUCAGAUAUGGAGCCUGUCACACUACCAGGCCACCAUAUUUUGGAGAAGGCGAUCGAGUUGAUUAUCAUUUUAUCUCUCAAGAAGUUUUUGAUGAAAUGCUUAACAUGGGGAAAUUCAUUCUAACAUUUAAUUAUGGCAGUUACAGUUAUGGAUUAAAUAGGGACACCGUAGAAGGUAUCGCAAGAGAUGGUUUAGCAAGCUGUAUCCAUAUGGAAAUAGAAGGUGUAAGAAGUUUGAAAUGUUCCUAUUUCGAGCCUCGAUAUAUCUUGGUGAUACCCAUGAAUAAGGAAAAAUAUGAGGGAUACUUACGGAGAAAAGGAUUAUUCAGUCGUGCAGAAAUUGAAUUUGCUGUCUCCAGAGUGGACCUUUAUAUUAAAAUUAAUCAGAAAUUUCCAGGUUAUUUUGAUGCAGUAAUCAAUGCAGAUGAUCUGGAUGUGGCCUACCAAAAGCUGAGUCAGCUCAUUCGGGAAUACCUGGGAUUGGUUGAGGAACCUGCCAAGGGUCUGGCUCCAACUGUAGAUGUUAAGAUAUCCCACCUGAAACAUGAAGAACAUCUCAGGAAGUCUUUUGCUUCAAGUAUGAAUGAUUUCCUGGAUUCUACAGACAGAAACUACUUUGUUAAAUUAUGGGCCAAACUUGCAGCAAAAAAAACACCAGUGGAAAGAGAUUCUCUGUGCAGACAGCAUGAGACUGCUCGGCAAGCCCUCAGGGGAAAGAUACCCUCUGAUCACACACUCCUUUUUCAAAGGGGCCCAGUCCCAGCACCUGUGGUCAGUGAACUAAAGCAAGGCUUUGUUCCCUGUCAAGAUUACUUUGGACUUCCUUUUCCACAGUAUGCUGAAGAGAGUGGCAAGGAUUCUCAGGCUUCCAUGAAACAUUCUGUAUUAUUUCCUCCUUCUCUCUGGUCAAAAGAGUUGCCUUCGCAGCUUCCAGAGGAUGGUAUUUAUACCCACCCAGGAUCCCCAGUGAGUGACAGUGAGGCAGAUAAGGCCCUAAAAGCACUAUGUAUAAAAUCAUCUUCACAAGGAAAAGCCUCUGUCCAACACAGAAAACCCUCAGUCAUGGUCAUCAGCCGCCCAGGUUCCAACACCAAGCCUAGCCUCCCUCCCAUCCCUCAUGGUCACAACAGACCAGUGCUUGACAUCUGAUUUCUAAUGGGGAAAAUGUGCUCUGAUAGUGUCUAGUUCUUUGUCUCACUGGCCCUGGGUCUCAGCUGUUUCUCACUCAACUAACCAUCUACCAAGAAAUAGUCCCACUUGCCUUAAUUUUCAGUCAAUUUCUACUGCUCUUCCAUGAAUAGUAUCUCUUAUCUGGUUCAUCUUUUAUUAUUUUUUCUUGUUUUCAAAAAGUGAGUUAUUCUUAGCUUUUUAAAAAUGUCAUUCCAGUUGUCUCAUAGCUACAAAUGAUUUUUCCAGCUGCUUCCAGCUCUAAAACAUCAGCUGGCAAACUCACCCAAGAUCUCUGCAGUUCUGUAUGUGUACUGAUUAUUAGAUAUAUUCAACUGGCACUGUGUUCUUAAAAUUUCAAUGUGUCCAUUUAUGGUAUUAGUGUAUACUCUAGAGGACUGAGUUAUUCUGUUCUAAUUAUGAAAGGAUUAUAGAGCUCCAUUUAACUUGUGACCAACAUGAUAUUGACUGCAUCCCUCAAAGGGAAUUAAUUAAUAUA
This is a messenger RNA of Octodon degus (degu), 2955 nucleotides long. RefSeq names its product leucine rich repeats and guanylate kinase domain containing (gene Lrguk). Gene Ontology annotation, molecular function: GMP kinase activity; protein binding. NCBI's taxonomy places the organism in Eukaryota, Metazoa, Chordata, Mammalia, Rodentia, Octodontidae. Gene Ontology annotation, cellular component: cytosol. The record is from RefSeq and is a predicted model, not a curated record. The transcript is spliced from 20 exons. Bases 123 to 2438 code for a protein of 771 amino acids.